CUUUAUCCAGCACGAGUGGGCGCGCUUUGAAGCCGAGAAGGCCCGCUGGGAGGCCGAGCGCGCUGAGUUGCAGGCCCAGGUGGCCUUCCUCCAGGGAGAAAGGAAAGGGCAAGAGAAUCUAAAGACAGACCUGGUGCGGCGGAUCAAGAUGUUAGAAUAUGCACUGAAGCAGGAAAGGGCCAAAUAUCAUAAACUGAAGUUUGGGACAGACCUGAACCAGGGGGAGAAGAAACCAGAUCUGUCAGAACAAGUCUCCAAUGGCCCUGUGGAAUCAGUCACUCUGGAGAACAGCCCGCUGGUGUGGAAGGAGGGGCGGCAGCUUCUCCGACAGUACUUGGAAGAGGUGGGCUAUACGGACACCAUCCUUGACAUGCGGUCCAAGCGCGUGCGUUCCCUGCUGGGCCGCUCCCUGGAGCUCAAUGGGGCCGUGGAGACUAGUGAAGGGGGCCCCAGGGCCACAGUGGGCCCUGGGGGGCUCAGUGGUGGUGAGUCGCUGCUGGUGAAGCAGAUUGAGGAGCAGAUCAAGAGGAAUGCAGCAGGCAAAGAUGGCAAAGAGCGCUUGGGUGGCUCGGUGCUGGAGCAGAUCCCCUUCCUGCAGAACUGUGAAGAUGAAGACAGUGAUGAGGAUGACGAGCUCGAUAGCGUGCAGCACAAGAAGCAGCGCGUGAAGCUCCAAUCCAAGGCCCUGGUGCCUGAAAUGGAAGAUGAGGAUGAGGAGGACGACUCAGAGGAUGCCAUCAAUGAAUUUGAUUUCCUGGGCUCAGGAGAGGAUGGGGAAGGGUCUCCAGACCCUCGGCGUUGUACUGGAGAUGGGAACCCCCAUGAAUUGGAAGGCCGUCGGGUCAAACUCCAGGGAAUUCUGGCAGAUCUUCGGGAUGUGGAUGGGCUGCCCCCCAAAGUGACUGGUCCGCCUCCUGGUACACCCCAGCCCCGGCCACAUGAAGGUUCCUUUGGCUUCUCCUCAGACGUUUUCAUCAUGGACACUAUCGGGGGCGGGGAGGUGAGCCUGGGGGACUUGGCAGAUCUCACCGUCACCAACGACAACGACCUCAGCUGUGAUCUGUCUGACAGCAAAGAUGCUUUCAAGAAGACAUGGAACCCCAAGUUCACCCUCCGCUCGCACUACGACGGCAUCCGCUCCUUGGCUUUCCACCACAGCCAGUCGGCUUUGCUCACUGCCUCUGAGGAUGGCACGCUCAAGCUUUGGAACCUGCAGAAGGCAGUUACAGCCAAGAAGAAUGCUGCGCUAGAUGUAGAACCCAUCCAUGCCUUCCGGGCUCACAGAGGCCCUGUGUUGGCAGUUGCCAUGGGUAACAACAGCGAAUACUGUUACAGUGGUGGGGCAGAUUCCUGCAUCCACAGUUGGAAGAUUCCAGACCUCAACAUGGACCCCUAUGAUGGUUACGACCCCAGCGUGCUAAGCCAUGUCCUGGAGGGCCAUGGGGAUGCCGUGUGGGGCCUGGCCUUCAAUUCCACCUCCCAGCGCCUGGUCUCCUGCUCUGCUGAUGGCACCGUCCGCAUCUGGGACCCCAGCAGCAGCAGCCCGACCUGCCUCUGUACCUUCCCCACAGCCAGUGAACAUGGGAUUCCCACCUCAGUGGCCUUUACCAGCACCGAGCCUGCCCACAUUGUGGCCUCCUUCCGCUCUGGCGACACUGUCCUGUUUGACCUGGAGGCUGGCAGUGCCCUCCUCACCCUGGAGUCCCGGGGAGGCAGUGGCCCAACCCAGAUCAACCAGGUGGUGUGUCAUCCAAACCAGCCCCUCACCAUCACCGCCCAUGACGACAGGGGCAUCCGCUUCCUGGACAAUCGGACAGGUAAAUCUGUUCACUCCAUGGUUGCCCACCUGGAUGCUGUCACCUGCCUAGCCGUGGACCCCAAUGGUGUAUUCCUGAUGUCAGGAAGCCACGACUGCUCCUUGCGUCUCUGGAGCCUGGACAACAAGACGUGUGUGCAGGAGAUCACAGCCCACCGAAAGAAGCAUGAAGAGGCCAUCCACGCUGUAGCCUGUCACCCCAGCAAGGCCCUCAUUGCCAGUGCUGGCGCUGACGCCCUGGCCAAGGUCUUCGUAUGAUGCCCACCUGGCCGACACGCUGGCUGGGGAGUAGGGCUGGGCAGGUGGGGCUGAGGUGAGGGCCAGGGGCCAUUUGUGCUCUGGCCAGGAGGAUAGAAACCCCCUGCAUCCUCACCUCUGGUGGGCCCCUGUACACACCUUUUGCCUGGCAGUUCCAGGUUGUGCCAAGUCCCACUAUCCAGUCUCUGGGUAGCCCCUGAGCAUGCAGGGGAGGGACUUGAGACCUAGAGAGGGCCCUAGAGGUUGUGGUCUAGUUUCUCCUCCUGUCUCCCACAGGUGACUCCCAGCCUCACUCCAGAGGCUCAAGUCUCUUCCCACCUGCCAUGGAGCCUGGUGGUGCUAAUGGCCCGUUCCCCAGGAAUCCCCUCCCCCAUGGCUCCCCUCCCCCAAACAUCCACCCUUGAGGAUGGACUCUUAGGGUUUUCUCCCAUGCCUUGUCAACUAUUUCUGGUCUCAGAGCUGUGUUCUUGAUGGUAGCACAGCCAGGGCCAGGUUUCCCUGAGGGUCAGUUUUUCCAUGAUGCCAGAAGGUGCCAGGUUUUCCCCUCCUCUCCAUCCUCCCAGACCUGGGUGGGAGCUGUGCUGGGAGGAAUCCCCAAAUGCUUCUUUCCCUGGGUCUGCCAGGGGCCUUGGAGCCAGCUGGACCCCAGGCCGUCCUCACUGGGAGCACAGGGCCUGGUCCACCCUUCUUUCCAGUCCCCUGUACCCUGCUUUCCAGACACUAACCAAUGCCUCCUAAGCCAAGAACUACCUGAGGGAGGGUGACUCCCCAUCCUCCCUCAAUAUUCCUCCAAGGGCAACCCUCCUAGCCUCCCACAGGGUAACCCAUAGGGAGAGAUGGCCUUCUCUCCCCCGUCCCUUGGGUGUGGAGGGUGGAGUGGGGUCCCCAGGGCCCCCCAUAACUCCCUGUAUAUCUGUAUAAAUAAAUGGGAUUUUAAUGGAGCCCCAUCCCUGUCCAUGUUAUCACUGUGUGAUAGUCUUUGUCAGUCUGCUGGCCCUCCACUCUUUUCCUCUAUUUAUUUCACUCUGUUUGGGUUCCACCCUGAGCCCUUGGUCCCCCUUCCAGGUUCCUGUUUUAUGAGCCCCAUCCUCUCUGCCCCAAUCUUGUAUGUGAAAACUUGUCUCAAUAAACCCUUUGGAAUAA
Galeopterus variegatus (Sunda flying lemur) is the source of this 3217-nucleotide messenger RNA. It is a transcript of the gene STRN4, whose product is annotated as striatin, calmodulin binding protein 4. The record is from RefSeq and is a predicted model, not a curated record. Bases 149 to 2074 code for a protein of 641 amino acids. Gene Ontology annotation, cellular component: dendrite. Lineage: Eukaryota; Metazoa; Chordata; Mammalia; Dermoptera; Cynocephalidae. The transcript has 17 exons. Gene Ontology annotation, molecular function: armadillo repeat domain binding; protein phosphatase 2A binding; calmodulin binding.